UUGAGCGGACUAGUACUCCUAGCACAACGCCACAACAGUAGUCCCAGGAAAGAAACCAGCGUCUCGCCGGCCGGAUGCAGCGCCGUACCAGCAUGUCGUCGCGACCGAAGGCGGAGCACAGCGUCGACGUUGAUCCGGACGCGGAGACCCAGUCCGGGCUGGGCUUGGACGCGUCGCCGACCAACCUCGCCGCUGCUGGGCACGCAGAGCUCGGUGUCCAUGGUGCGUCGCUGGCGGAGCACAGCGUGGACGUCGAUCCGGACGCGGAGACCCAGUCCGGACUGGGCUUAGGCGCGCCACUGCCAGACCUCGUCGCUGCUGGGCACGCAGACCUCGGCGUCUAUGAUGCGCCGCAGGCCGAGCACGACAUGAAGGUCGCUCCCGACGCGGAGACCCAGGCCGAGCACGACGAAUCCUUGAAGACAGGGUUCUCCGGCAUACUAGCGGGUUCUAGGAAAACGCCUGCACCGGCGUACACGCCCGGAAAGACCGAGGCGUAGCUGGCCUUGCCCGCAGCCGGCAUGACCAAGACCUGGCCGGCCUUGCCCGCGGCCGUUGCUCCCUUCUUCUUCGCCAUGAACUUGCAGCUCUGGUGGUAUGUUAAGAUCGAAAGGAAGCAUAGCUCGAUGACUUUGUGGUUGGAG
Triticum dicoccoides is the source of this 644-nucleotide messenger RNA. RefSeq lists its product as uncharacterized. The record is from RefSeq and is a predicted model, not a curated record. The transcript has 2 exons. Lineage: Eukaryota; Viridiplantae; Streptophyta; Magnoliopsida; Poales; Poaceae. The coding region runs from base 75 to 500 and encodes 141 amino acids.